Molecule: messenger RNA, 1714 nt
Organism: Prorocentrum cordatum
Lineage: Eukaryota; Dinophyceae; Prorocentrales; Prorocentraceae
Source: the annotation of a GenBank genome assembly
UAGGAGGCGAUCGGGUGAGAGGAGAGCGGGGGUAUGAGUGAAUUUUCCUGCUCUGGGCAAGGGCUCCUGUCCAACUGGUUCAACAAGGGCGGCAACGCUGGUUCCUCCUCGGCGGCGGCGCCGCCUGGGCCGCCGCCUGGGCCGCCGAAAAAGGGCAAGUGCAGGCUUGCAAUCAAGCUUGCUUUUUCUAUGUUCCUCGACGCGCUGGGCAAUGCGACCUACGUUUUCCCAGGGGUUGGCGAACUCGGUGACGCAGUGUUCGCCCCUGCGUCGGCCGUCCUGGUAAAGAUGCUCUACGACAAGAAUGGCGUCGCAGGCAUUGCCUUCGCCGAGGAAAUUCUUCCGUACACGGACAUCACUCCGACAGCAACGCUCGCUUUCUUUAUGGAGAACGUCAUGGGGAAUAAUUGCUUGACGAGGUGCUUCGGCUUCAAGAAGUUCGAGUAGGCUCCAAAUUCCACUGCGGGCAAUGGUGCAUUCAGACUCCAUUGGCGAUGAAAUCGGAAGGAGCCGCCCAGAGGAGGAGGGGAGGGGGAGGAGCCGUCCUCCUCGGCCCUUAGCUGUGCCGCUCGACGUGUCCGACGAGCUGCCGGCGAAGCGGUGCUGCUCUGCCCAGCGAGUGCCGCUUUGCCAUCCUCACCCCCUCCACGUUGCCUUCUCUGUCCUCCCUCACCCAUCCCACAUCCCUUCCUCCUGCCGGCGCUAGCACUUGAAACAGCACCGCCUGUUGGCUAGGUUCCUUCCCAGAGCGCACCCAAAGUGGUGACUCAAGCGGCUCAUUUUCGGCGUUCUGCCGACCCCCCAAAGGGAAGUGCAAUUGCGUGACCAUUGCAGAGGACGGCGAAGAAUGAGGAAGAGCAAAAGGUUACACCACAUAUGCUACACGUCCAGAGUGCAAGGACUCACUGCUUUGGGUCCGCGUUCGUAGACAUUCGGCAGCGUUUUGACUGGUCGGUGGAACAUCGAGCGCCAUUUCUCGAAAGUCUCUCUUUUCCGCGCUCGCUUACGCAUCUGCCGUGAUUAAGACUCACAUGCUGCUUCGUCCCCUCGUCGGCGCUCCACACUGUAGCAGCUAGAGGUGUCCGAGCGCCAGUGGACCACAUCAGUACUUCACACAACCACACUUCUAGGAAGCUUGAGCCUUUUGUGGAAGAGUUGGCCAGCUGGACAGCAUUACAGUGCACCGAUAUGCGCCUGGUCCUGCCGGGUUCGCAACCAAAUGAGGCGGCGCUGGCUUCGUGCUUCUGAGAAUAUUUUCCCCGAUCCAUGGAUCUAACGCCCACGCGCCAGACUCUCAGAUCCGUAAUCCGUUUUUUCCUGUGCUCGAGCUUCCCGUUCUUCCGCCCCCCCUCGCCCAUCGCCCCCCCUUCACUCCUCCUCCUCCUCCUCCUCCUCCUCCUCCUCUUCGUCCGCCUCCUCCUCAUCUUCAUAGCGAGCCGAUCUUCACAAUAUCGACUCGAGGACGGGGAUUGGGUUCGCGAGAGUGGAGCACCCUUGCUGGUGUGCUCUCCGCGGACCUUCAUUCUCUUUUGCUUCCCUGUCCUCUCUCUUUGUGGUGCCUGCGGGGCUCCGAGAUCCUGUCUCUCGGGUGGGGGCCACCGUCUUUCUUGGCACCUCGGGUGGCUGCUCGGGCUGCCCCUUCGCCUGUGCACGCCUGGCGCCCGUGGCUUGACCUCGGAGCGCGGCGUCCGCCAGCCAGCGUCGUAUCCUCCUC